GACGUUAUGGCAAACGAAGAGCGUGUAAGUGAAAUCGCUAUUGGCAGCAGCUUUCGGACACUGGCUAUCUAUCUACUUACUUAGUCAGUUAGUAAUUUGCCUAUUGUGUGGCUUAGAUUGACGUAGAAUUUUGUAGCCCUGAGUAAGAAGCCGGCAGCGGCAAGUUAUUCUCUCGAAGCUUACAUUUAAUGUACAUAUGUAUGUAUGAAUAUACAUACAUACAGAUGUCCGUAGCUGUCUUGUUUGACACGGUGUGGUGAUGCUGUCUGUUUAUAGCUGGGAGCAUCUUCAUCUAGUAACGAUUUUGCGUUUUAUCUUUGGGUGUUUCUCCUCAUUUUCAAUAUAAGAAGCGCUUAGUUCCCAAAUCAAACCGUAUUCUAAAAUCGACAGCAGUGGUGUGAAGUCGUAACGCAAUCGAAAUUUAAUAUAACUAUCUACAUAAAUUCUAAUAUAACUAAAUCAUUUAUAAAAUUUUAAUCGGUGGUAAAUUAAAGCGAAAUGAAAAUAAUAUUUGCUGUCUGCCUACUGGCUCUACCAGGUGGGCUCCUUGCUGAAAACAUCUUCAAAAUUAAUAUUACGCCAGAGGAGGCGCAACAGUUCUUGAAUAGCGCGAAUCUGCGAGGUCUGGAUAGCAUUGAUUAUUCUCCAAAGACUGGGGAGAACGAGUUGCCCGAAGCUCGCAAUGAAAAGGGCGAGUUUGUGUACAUGGGGCGAGUGAUAGAUCACCCCGAGGAGUAUGUGGAGGAACACUACGACGCGCACCAGUACCACGGGCAGGACGGCUUGGGCCAGUACGUGUAUGGUUAUCGUGACUGGAAUCAGGGUAAGAAUGAAAAAAAGGACGGUGCGGGCACAGUGAGCGGAUCAUACAAAUAUGUCCAGCCUACUGGACGUGAUUUUGUCGCUAAGUACUAUGCCGACCAAACGGGAUUCCAUGUUGAAGAUAACCGGCCAGCGCACUUAAAGGAACCGGCCACAAAAACACCAGCCGUUCGAAAAGCAGAGGAGGAACAUUUCAAGCUGUGGGGCGAACUUGCAGCUGCCAAUGGCCAAAAUCCCGAUCCAUUUGCACCUGAAUAUCAGCAGCCACGCAAUGAGCCCGCUGAAUCCGAGUACAAGGAGUAUGUUCACCAGGAGCCACCAUAUGUGCCUGGACCAGAAGAAACUGGGCCACCCCAUGGCUUUUUCUACGCCUUCGAUUACAAUGUGCCAUUAUUGCGCAACAAGAAGGAAAGAGAGGAACUGGAGCAAUUACGGGCCGUGAACAACAAAGAUUGAUAGCGGUUUUCGUAUUCCGAAACACCGACGUUUUAUCAUUAUGAUUUCAUAAUAGACAAUUCCUUUUAAUUUAGCUAAUUUAUUUAUGUACAUUAAACUUUGAAAUCAAGAAGGCCCUAAAAUCACCUAAUGUAGAGACAUACAUACAUACAUAUGUAUGUAUGUAGAUAUAUAAAAUGUGAAUAUCGAAGAACUUAUAUUACUUAUUGUAAGUGUUGACAUGUACAUACAUACAUAUGUACAUGUACAUAUACAUAUGUAAGUAUAUCUAUGCGAGUAUAGUAGCUCUGAAAUUCAUAAAAAAUAAAAUACAUUUACACUA
Messenger RNA from Rhagoletis pomonella (apple maggot), 1600 nucleotides. RefSeq lists its product as uncharacterized. The coding region runs from base 499 to 1278 and encodes 259 amino acids. The transcript has 3 exons. Gene Ontology annotation, cellular component: chitin-based extracellular matrix. Gene Ontology annotation, molecular function: structural constituent of chitin-based larval cuticle. The record is from RefSeq and is a predicted model, not a curated record. NCBI's taxonomy places the organism in Eukaryota, Metazoa, Arthropoda, Insecta, Diptera, Tephritidae.